Molecule: messenger RNA, 1543 nt
Organism: Drosophila busckii
Lineage: Eukaryota; Metazoa; Arthropoda; Insecta; Diptera; Drosophilidae
Product: DNA damage-regulated autophagy modulator protein 1
Exons: 4
Coding region: 116-856 (246 amino acids)
Source: RefSeq, a predicted model, not a curated record
CCGCCUACUCUGAGCAAAAUAGAAAAGAACUGAUCCAAACAUUGCGUUUUAAUUUAAUUGAGACAUAUUUUUGUUUGCAGUUUAAGCAUUCAAUAGCCGUGAAAGCCUUGCCACCAUGUCAAAGGUAUAUUUACUACCUGUGGCUACCUUUCUCAUCUUCCAGGUGACGUUUCUCGGCACAUAUAUUGUGGCAGUGCUGGAGGGUCAUGUUGUGCCCACUAUCCCAUAUAUAAGUGAUGCAGCUACAUAUUCGCCGGAAAGCUGUAUUUUUGCGCAACUCAUAAACAUUGGCAGUGUUCUGUUGGGAAUCACAAUUUAUGUGCGCUAUCGUCAUGUACUGCAAUUAUUUGAGCACCAUCCGGAUUUGGACAGCACAGUAUUGCGCCAUAAUCGCGUAGCCUUAUGGUUUGGCUUGAUCUCCUGCUUGGGAAUAAGCAUUGUCGGCAAUUUUCAGGAGACAAAUGUGCGAAUUGUGCAUUUCAUAGGCGCAUUCUGUUGCUUUGGCUGUGGUACGCUCUACUUUUGGAUGCAGGCCCUCAUCACAUACAUUCUAUACCCAAUGGCCGGCACACGUAUCUUUGCACACAUACGCCUUGGAAUGUCAGUCGCCUGCACAAUAUUAUUCAUAAUGCUAGCGGUCACGGGCAUCAUGUCGCAUAUACUCUUCAAUGGACAGAAUCCACGUAAAUGGUACCCCUCGGAUGGCGGUUGGUAUUAUCAUGUUGUUAGCUCAAUUUCGGAGUGGAUCAUGGCCACAGUUUUUAGCUUCUACAUUUUAAGCUUUACGCCAGAGUUCCGUGAUAUAUCGCUGGAUCAUCCGCAGAUCUCAUUGCUCUCAUAUGCCUUGAUGGUAUAAAAAAACUGACUAUUUUACAAAAUGUACAUAUAUAAUUGUAAAAUGAUAAUCCAAUGCGGAGUCGCAGAGCUAGAGGUCUUACCUAUGACACGCUCUGGUUCCAUGAAUUUCCUGAACUUAUUAUCAAGUAGAAACCUACACAUAGGCAUAUAUAUAUAGUCAAGCUUAAUCCUAAUGUAUAUAAGUGCCGUUCCUGGCAGCCCUUAAUAGCGUUUGUUUAUAUAUGCUUCAUAAGUUCAUGACAUUAUAGCUAGUGUCAUGUCAAGCAGGAAGUAUAUACCAAAUACAGAAGCACAAUAUAUACCAAAUGCAAAAUAAGUCAGCAGCGUUAUUCUUUUUUAGUUAUAACUUGGUCAAUUACUAUCAGAUUGUUUAAUUGUUUCCUUUGUUAUGCUCGUAUUGAUGCAAUAAUCAAAAUUGCAAGCCUUAGGUUUUCCAAAUUUGAAUGCAGUUUAUUAAGAUGCUUCUCACGAGUAUAACAAAACAUGAAACUGUGAAAUCGGACUCUAUUUCACUAAGUUAGAGCUUAUAAAAGAUUGAUGUUUCAUAGAAAGUCGUCUUGUUUCUUUAUUCUUUUGUUUUUUUUUUUUUAAAUUGAACCAAUUCACACUAAUUUCAUUUGUGAAUGCCACGCCCACAUAAAAUGGUACAAAACAUCUCAAUCCCACAAAAUGCAACCAUUGGUUU